This is a messenger RNA of Caenorhabditis elegans, 611 nucleotides long. RefSeq lists its product as uncharacterized. The transcript is spliced from 3 exons. The record is from RefSeq and is marked reviewed. NCBI's taxonomy places the organism in Eukaryota, Metazoa, Nematoda, Chromadorea, Rhabditida, Rhabditidae. The coding region runs from base 1 to 576 and encodes 191 amino acids.
AUGCUUGCGCUCAUAGUUCUGCUCUUUGUGCAUUUUGUGUCUGCUGACAAUGAAACUGUUCCGUUUGUUGGAUGGAAGGUAUGUCCCAAUGGAGAAUUUGUAAAGGGGAUGAUGAUUAAAUAUCAAAAAGGAUCGACUACCACUGCUCUUGAUGCGGUUGCGCUAUAUUGUGCACCAUUGUAUUCGUGUAAAGAAGACAAGCACAACUGGAUAAUGUCUGGAGAAGCAACAUGGGGUCAAUGGAACAUUCAAAUUCAAUGGUGCCCAUCUGGAACAACUGCUGUCGGAUAUUCGAUUAGACGAUCCAACAAUCAUUCAUGCAUUGCUCAGCCCGAGACACUCAUAAAUUUUCAAAUUAAAUGUGAGAAUCCGUACGCACGAGACAUUAAGAAAGGAGUUUGGCUCGAAGGAAAAACCGAAAACUGUGGAGUAUGGGACAUCAAGAAAUAUUGUGUCAAUAAAACAGCAUUGUGUGGAAUUAAUACUGCUGUGAAACCUUAUAAAAGAAAAGAUAUUCCAACCGGAGUAGUGGACGUCAAUAUUAAAUGUUGUAAUUUGGAUUUUGAUAAUCAAUAAGUUCCAAAUUUUUCUAUCAUUGAAUGAAUAUUUUA